UCCUUCCAGAACCAGAUAAAGUCAGAAACCUCUCUGUUACUGAGAUCACCACUUCCUCUAUAUCUCUGAACUGGACCGAACCAUUAGGAAACAGUUCCUUCUAUAGAGUACAAUGGACAAAUGGAUCAUCUACUCUAAAUAAAAGUGUGUUUGAUAAGACCACGACUAUAUCUAACCUAACUGCUGGUGAAAAUUAUGACAUAACGGUCACAGCUGUGGCAGCAGAUGAUCAAACCGAGGGAGAGAGUGUUUCUACUGUCAAAUAUACAAAACCAGAUAAAGUCAGAAACCUCUCUGUUACUGAGAUCACCAUUUCCUCUAUAUCUCUGAACUGGACCGAACCAUUAGGAAACAGUUCCUUCUAUAGAGUACAAUGGAAAAAUGGAUCAUCUACUCUUAAUACAAGUGUGUUUGAAAAGACCACGACUAUAUCUAACCUAACUGCUGGUGUCAGGUAUGGGAUAAAUGUCACAGCUGUGGCAGCAGACAAUCAAACCGAGGGAGAGAGUGUUUCUACUGUCAUAUAUACAAAACCAGAUAAAGUCAGAAACCUCUCUGUUACUGAGAUCACCACUUCCUCUAUAUCUCUGAACUGGACCGAACCAUUAGGAAACAGUUCCUUCUAUAGAGUACAAUGGAAAAAUGGAUCAUCUACUCUUAAUACAAGUGUGUUUGAAAAGACCAUGACUAUAUCUAACCUAACUGCUGGUGUCAGGUAUGGGAUAAAUGUCACAGCUGUGGCAGCAGACAAUCAAACCGAGGGAGAGAGUGUUUCUACUGUCAUAUAUACAAAACCAGAUAAAGUCAGAAACCUCUCUGUUACUGAGAUCACCACUUCCUCUAUAUCUCUGAACUGGACCGAACCAUUAGGAAACAGUUCCUUCUAUAGAGUACAAUGGAAAAAUGGAUCAUCUACUCUUAAUACAAGUGUGUUUGAAAAGACCACGACUAUAUCUAACCUAACUGCUGGUGUCAGGUAUGGGAUAAAUGUCACAGCUGUGGCAGCAGACAAUCAAACCGAGGGAGAGAGUGUUUCUACUGUCAUAUAUACAAAACCAGAUAAAGUCAGAAACCUCUCUGUUACUGAGAUCACCACUUCCUCUAUAUCUCUGAACUGGACCGAACCAGUAGGAAACAGUUCCUUCUAUAGAGUACAAUGGAAAAAUGCAUCAUCUACUCUUAAUACAAGUGUGUUUGAAAAGACCACGACUAUAUCUAACCUAACUGCUGGUGUCAGGUAUGGGAUAAAUGUCACAGCUGUGGCAGCAGACAAUCAAACCGAGGGAGAGAGUGUUUCUACUGUCAAAUAUACAAAACCAGAUAAAGUCAGAAACCUCUCUGUUACUGAGAUCACCACUUCCUCUAUAUCUCUGAACUGGACCGAACCAGUAGGAAACAGUUCCUUCUAUAGAGUACAAUGGACAAAUGGAUCAUCUACUCUAAAUAAAAGUGUGUUUGAUAAGACCACGACUAUAUCUAACCUAACUGCUGGUGAAAAUUAUGACAUAACGGUCACAGCUGUGGCAGCAGAUGAUCAAACCGAGGGAGAGAGUGUUUCUACUGUCAAAUAUACAAAACCAGAUAAAGUCAGAAACCUCUCUGUUACUGAGAUCACCACUUCCUCUAUAUCUCUGAACUGGACCGAACCAUUAGGAAACAGUUCCUUCUAUAGAGUACAAUGGACAAAUGGAUCAUCUACUCUUAAUACAAGUGUGUUUGAAAAGACCACGACUAUAUCUAACCUAACUGCUGGAGUCAGGUAUGGCAUAAAUGUCACAGCUGUGGCAGCAGACAAUCAAACCGAGGGAGAGAGUGUUUCUACUGUCAUAUAUACAAAUCCAGGAAUAAUUCAGAAUCUGAUUUCAUUUUUCAACACAACCUCAAUCUCCUUGAACUGGACGGCCCCUCUGGGUCAGGUGUUCACUUACAAAGUGGAAUGGUGUCGAGGUGGAUGUCAGAAUUCUUCGAGCAUCUUUGUGAAUAAGUCCUUUGCUACGCUGUCGGAUCUGAUUCCCGGCUCCUCCUACACCAUUAAUAUCACUGCUGUCGCUAAAGACAAUCACACUCUAGGAGAACCUUACACCAGCAUUAUUGUCACAAAGCCUGAUGUGGUUAAAAAUCUCAGAAUUUUUUCUGUUACAACCACAUCUGUGUCACUAUCGUGGGAUAAACCGGAGGGCAGCGCCGACUCGUACAUCGUCAGGUGGAAUUCAACAAAAGAAAUCUCCUCCAAUAAAACAAACAACUUGUCCUUCAACAUUACAAACUUAACUCCUGGAGUUCUGUACAACAUUUCCGUGACGGCUGUGGCUGGAAAUGAGGGGAAUCAAGUUUUUAAUAAAACCUUCACAAGGCCAGAAAAACCUCAGAAUAUUUCCGUUACAGCCAGAGAUACUCAGAGCCUAAACAUCAGUUGGAGAUUGGAGAGAGGAGAAGUGGAAUAUUUUGAGGUGAACAUUUCAAACGCAGCGCUAAGUUACGCCUAUUCCAUCACAGCACCUGCUCUGAGAGCAUAUUUCAUGGGUUUAAAUCCUGGGAGACUCUAUUACAUCGUCGUGACUUCUGUUGUUGGAGACUUCAGGAGCCCGUCUGAUAAUUCUUCAUUUGCCACUGUUCCUGUCCCUCCGGUCUCCCUCAUCAUUGCUGACCGGACCAACUCCUCACUCAUAUUGAACUGGACCAUCCCUGACCUCUUGAAAGGAGCUCCUGACAUCAGUUUUCUCAUCACAUACAAUGAUACAACAACAGUCAGGGCUGAAGGCAACAGCAAAGAGCUGCAAAUGCUCAAAUCUGGAACACUCUACAACAUAACUGUAGCAACUGUUGGACCCCAAAACCUCAGCAGCACAGCCAUCCAGAACUCCUCCUACACCUUGCCCAACCCGGUGUUGAAGGUUGAAGUGAGACUUUUGUCUACGACUUCAGUAAUGGUCAAUUGGACGGAGCCACAAGAUUUCCAUGGGUACUAUCAGUACUUGGUUCAAACAUACAAUCUCACAAAUGCAGUUGUUAGUUUCAAAAAGGUCAACAGCACCAGCAUCAUCAUAGAAAACCUGGAGCCAGGAUCACAGUACUUCACCAAUGUCACCACAAUAGCUGCAGCAGGGAGUGAAUCUCCUGCAGUGCAGACGUCCUUUCACACAAAGCCCAAAGCAGUGACUGGACUCAGAAAUGUUUCUGAGACAACGUCUAUCCAGCUGACGUGGCAGCGGCAAAGUGAUUUUAAAAGUUCCUACAAAUACCUGGUGGAGGCUUACCAGGGCGCCGUGUUGGUUCAGAAUAGAACAGUGGAGCAAGAGACAUACAACUUCACUGAACUGAGUCCUGGAACCUUGUACAACUUUUUUGUGUCUGUUGUCGUAGACAAAGUCUUUUCUGAGAAGGAAACCAUCAGCUCCCAAACAAUUCCUGAAAAGGUUCCCCACCUUACAGCGACAGGAACCACUACCAGCCUGAAUGUGACGUGGACCGCGCCGAGAGGGCAGGUGUCCUCGUACUCCAUCCGCCUGUUUAAGAACAACGUGUUGGUGUCAAAUAAAACGGCGCCAAACAGCAGCACUUAUGAGCUGUUUGAGGGUUUGGACCCUGGAGUGCUUUACCAAGUACAGCUGGUCACCAUAAGUGGGCCGGUUCAGAGCAACUCCAGCACCGUUUCCAACGCCACCUUCCCCACCCCUCCUGGCCCCAUCACGGUGGUCAGUCAGACGGUUCGUUCCAUCAACUUUACCUGGUCCCCCCCAAACAACAUGAGCCAAGAUCAGUACAACUUCACUGUGAGGGGCAAUAACACCAAUAACAACAUCACUAUCCAGAGGAGCUGGUUCCUGCUGGAGGGGCUACAGUCUGGAAGCCUUUAUUUCAUCUCAGUCAUCACAGUUGGGGUGUUGGGGUACCAGAGCACUGUGCUAAACGCAAAUAAAUACUCCAAGCCGUACAGCAUUUCCAAUCUGACGCGGACUCAAAUCACCACAGACUCUGUCGACCUCCGAUGGGACCAGCUGGAGAGCAAACCCUACUAUUCUUACAACGUGCAAGCCUUCAAUUCUUCCUAUUCAGAGAUCUUUAGCUCAAAUAACAGCACCACUUACGCAACGGUCUACGGUCUUCAGUCUGGAACCACAUAUACCUUCAAUGUCACAACGGCAGUACCAGACGGCACGCGCUCAGAGCCCAGCAUGGUGUCAUACUCCACGCGGCCGUUUGCUGUUUCUGGUUUAGGGGCACUAACCUUAAAUACAACUUCUAUUUCCCUCAACUGGACACAACCCAGUCAGUACAAAAGUUACUACAUGUACAUUGUGAAGACCAUCUGGGCCGGUGGUAUCACAAAUAUCACUGUUCAGAAUGAAAGCGCUGUAAUCUCCGCCCUCAUCCCGGGAACCAACUACUCCUUCUGUGUCACUGUCAUCUUACCGGACUCCACUGAGGGGAAGGAGAUCUGCACACAUCAGUACACUAAACCUGAAAAGGCAAAGCCCAGUUCGGUCCAGAGCGACGGCUCCAACUCGUCGAUUUUAGUGACUUGGACUUUUCCUUCUGGAAAUGUGGAGAUGUACAGGCUGACUCUGAACAGCACAGGUUCUGGGUAUAACGACACAAAGAAGCUGAACUCCAACACCACCUCAUUCAGCUUUGAGGGUCUGAAAGCGGGAACGCUCUACACCGCCCGGUUGACCACAUGCACUGGACCCUUUUGUGAGGACUCGGACUACGUUACCAAUGCAACCUUCCCCAACCCCCCUGGGCCCAUUAAGAUCCUGAACCAGACCACCAGCUCCAUUCAGGUGGAAUGGGGAGAAGCUCCUCUCAUGUCGUCUGGAUUUGACUACAAACUUCUGAUUUACCCGACAGGAAAUAUCACUGUAGUCCCUUCUCACAACACCAGUUUUACUUUUACACCUCUACUGUCCGGGACUCCGUACAACAUCUCUGUGAAAACUGUGGGGCCCAUGGGUCUGGAGAGUGGAAGUGUUUUCAGGACCGGGGUCAGCACAAGACCACAUGUGGUGCAGAGUCUUCAGGCUUCUCCACAGGAAACGAGCAUCACAGUCAGCUGGGACCGGCCCCUUGAAUACAAGCAAACAUACUACUACAAUGUCUCCUGGAGAACAGGGACAUCAGAGCAAUAUACCAUCAGCAAGUUGGAGAAUAUCAACAUCCCCGCCCUGGUGCCAGGCACUCUGUACAUCCUCAGUGUGACAACAGAGACUGCUGAUGGGACGCAGGCCGCCCCAAUUACCACCCAGACAUGGACAAGCGUGAGCCGUGUGACGAAUUUGAUGUGUGUCGGACCAAACCGGACCAACGCCGAGAUCUGGCUGUCCUGGAAAAAAGCCGCUGGCCUGAGCACCGCCGUUAUCAUCCAAGUAGACAAUCAAAACUACACUGUGCCUUCAAACAGCUGCAGUUCAGAGGAAUGGUGUAACUACACCGUUUCCAACCUAAAAUACUACACUGAGUAUCGCGUGGAUGUGUGGACCCAGAGCUCAGGACAGUAUAGUCCCUCUGUUGUCAGGGACUGCAUCACGGGCAUCACAGAACCUGUCAUUCCCCCAAACUACGCAUCCAUGGCUAAUGUGUCUGCUACCGACUACCACAAGUUCACCAUUGUGGUUUCCGGGGAUCUGUUAAACAAAUCUUCCGGACCGAUCACUCACGUCGGGGUUCUGCUGACCCAAAGCAUCGCAGAGGGAAACGCUUGUCAUAAAGCGUUUCUGACAAAAACGUACAACGACUGGAAAAGUGGCUCUUUGGAGGCGUACCUGACUGCCGUCCAAACUCCCGUCACCGGGACGCGCUCCGCCAGCAGCCUGAUCAUCGACGUAGGGACGUCGGCCAAGUGGGAAAACUAUGUCAACGGUGAACUGGAAGAAGGUCAAACCUAUCGAUACGCCAUCGCACUUUUCACGAGUCUUCAGCUGAAUGCCAGCCGUGUGGACGUCGUCAACUCUAUUGUCACGAUCACAAAUUUUUAUCCUUCGAUCGUACUUCCAAAAAACUCAGACUCAGUUUUGGUGGCUAUAGCUGUUGGAGCAGCGCUUGGAAUCUUGGGAUUGCUCCUCCUCAUCCUCAUUGGCUACAAUAUCUACAGGAAAAGAAGGUCGUCAGUUAAAGAAACGCCACAGAUCCAGAUUCAUUCAAUGAGAGCCAAAGUAAGUGCAGCAGUGAGAGUGGAGGACUUUGAGGCGUACUAUCAGAAGCAGAAAGCCGACUCCAACUGCGGCUUCGCUGAGGAGUUUGAGGACCUGAAGGUGGUUGGAACGAGUCAGGCUAAAGUCCACGCGCUGAAUCCGUCUAACAAACCCAAGAACCGCUACAACAAUGUUCUUCCCUAUGAUUCCUCCAGAGUCAAACUUUCCAUCAUCCAUGGAGAUCCGUGCGACGAUUACAUCAAUGCCAACUACAUGCCGGGCUACCAGUCCAAGAAGGAGUUCAUCGCAGCUCAGGGUCCUUUGCCCGGGACGGUCAACGACUUCUGGAGGAUGAUCUGGGAGAAGAACGUGCGGACCAUGGUCAUGCUGACGCGCUGCAACGAGCAGGGACGCGUGAAAUGUGAGCAGUACUGGGCUUCAGGUGUCAAAUCCUGCGGCGACAUCAUUGUGAAAACCACCUCUGACAUAAUCCUGGACGACUGGACUAUCAAGGACUUUAACAUUAAAAACGUGAAAACCGCAGAGAUGCGCGCCGUCCGUCACUUCCACUUCACCGCUUGGCCGGAUCACGGCGUUCCAGAGACCACGGAGCUCCUCAUCAGCUUCAGACAUCUGGUCCGGGAGCACAUGGACCAGUACUCCCAGCACUCCCCCACCGUGGUCCACUGCAGCGCUGGCGUGGGCCGCACCGGCACCUUCAUCGCCAUCGACCGGCUCAUCUUCCAGAUCGAAAGGGAAAACAUUGUGGACAUUUUUGGCAUCGUCCAUAACCUGCGAAUGCACCGGCCCCUGAUGGUGCAGACAGAGGAUCAGUACGUCUUCUUGAACCAGUGCGCCUUGGACUUCAUCCGAUCCAGAACGGGGAACAAUGUGGAUCUAAUCUACCAGAACACAGCAGCGCUCUCAAUCUACGAGAAUAUUUCACCUAAAAAGAGGGGUUACUGAAAACUCCGCCCCUUUUUUCUAGUCUAAGCAACAAAAAAGCAAGCCAGCGUGCAAAGGGAGCGCUCUCAAGCUGCACUUCAGCUUCAAAUGAUCCCUUGUAUUUAUUUUUAUAACUUUUUUUAAAUUAAUGUUUGUUACUUUAGUGUGUAGAAGCAAAAAUGAACACAAUCAUGAACCAAAGACCUGCAGACGCUGCAGAUCCUGCAGACGCUGCAGAUCCUGCAGACGCUGUAGAUGCUGCAGACCUUGGUAAUGAUGUGAAAGAGAGGAGGAGCUUUGAUUGCACUACAGCUUUUAGGAUUGGCAGGCCUCACACCUUUAUGAGUUUGCUCUUGUUCGAACAAGGUGCUCACUGAUCCUGGGAUGAAUUCAGCCUCACACCACUAGGUACAUUAUCGUGAGCAAUGUAUCGCAAAUCGUAUCGUAUCCUGAGGUACCCAUUGAUUCCCAGCCCUAAUUCAAAAGCUGCGACUCAAAGAAUCCAUCAAUCAAGAAUCCUGUGAUGAAUUCAGCCUCACACCACUAGGUGGAGCCCUUUCUCCCCACCCCAGAGACGAUCGGGGCUGUAAUGAAAGCUUUGCUCUCCAAAAGGAAAGCUAAUGUGAAUUGUGCAAUGUGUUGAAUGACUGUUUAUUUCAGAAAGCACUGCGUUGUGAAAGAUGCACUGGAUGCAUCUGAUCUUCACGCUUCACUUUAAACUAUGAAGAGGAUGUUCUAGUGUUUUUAUCUCUAGGCCAGUGAUUUAUUAAAAGGAACAUUUUUCUGUUUCCUGGUUGGAUUGUUGCACCUCAGGAACUGAAUGAAGUUGGACUCUUUCCUAACACUGAUGCUGUAAAAACUCUUUCCCCAGAGAUCUGUGCAAUUCUGUCUUUUUUAGUUUACUUUGAUUCUUUUAUGGCCUAAUAUUACUGUUUCAUUCCUGCUUUACACCUGAAGCAUUGAAGCAUUCCUGCUCAUUUCCUGUUAACAAACUGGAUUUUAUAGUUAGCAAAUGUUUCCAUUAGGUACGUUUUUCAAAUGCUGCUGAGCUCCUGUUGUUUUUUAUCCUAUGCAUUGAAAAAGCUGGAAGCAUUUCUAUUUUUAGGAUGAUUGAUAGCAGAGAAUGCGUUUGUACAUAUUUUUGAAAGGCUUGCCACAUGCUUGCUGGUUCAGUGCAACAAUGUAAUGAGAGCUUGAUUUACAAAUGCUUUUCUUUUAAUUCAUUAAAGGAAAAGGGACAAAAGAUAUUAUAUUUUGUGAUAAAUAUGGAAUAAAGCACGCAGCUUUCAUACGUUAAA
Molecule: messenger RNA, 8374 nt
Organism: Oryzias latipes (Japanese medaka)
Lineage: Eukaryota; Metazoa; Chordata; Actinopteri; Beloniformes; Adrianichthyidae
Source: RefSeq, a predicted model, not a curated record